Messenger RNA from Gregarina niphandrodes, 456 nucleotides. RefSeq names its product 40s ribosomal protein S13. The record is from RefSeq and is a predicted model, not a curated record. Gene Ontology annotation, molecular function: structural constituent of ribosome; small ribosomal subunit rRNA binding. Bases 1 to 456 code for a protein of 151 amino acids. Gene Ontology annotation, biological process: translation. Gene Ontology annotation, cellular component: cytosolic small ribosomal subunit; nucleolus; ribosome. The transcript has a single exon. NCBI's taxonomy places the organism in Eukaryota, Apicomplexa, Conoidasida, Eugregarinorida, Gregarinidae.
AUGGCUCGCAUGUACGGUAAGAAGAAGGGCAUUGCCCGCUCUGCGCUCCCAUAUCGUCGUGAUGCCCCGACUUGGUCCAAGGUGAGUGCUGACGAAGUCAUCACCUGCAUCGAGGCCUUGGCCAAGAAGGGUAUGACUCCUUCCCAAAUUGGUGUGGCUCUGAGAGAUUCCCAGGCAGUACCCCGUGUGAAGGCCAUCACUGGUACCCUGAUCACCCGCAUCCUGAGAAAGAGAGGACUUGCCACCGAAGUGCCCGAGGACCUCUACUUCCUCAUGAAGAAGGCUGUCAACAUGCGCAAGCACCUCGAGAGAGCCCAUAGUGAUAUAUCCUGCAAGUAUCGCGUCGGCCUCACCGAGUCCAAGAUCCACAGACUCGCCCGCUACUACAGAAGCAGACGCCGUCUCCCUGCCACCUGGAAGUACACCGCUGCCAAGGCCUCUGCCAUCGUCGCUUAA